This is a messenger RNA of Scutellospora calospora, 152 nucleotides long. Lineage: Eukaryota; Fungi; Glomeromycota; Glomeromycetes; Diversisporales; Gigasporaceae. The record is from the annotation of a GenBank genome assembly.
ACCAACACAACAUAGCAAAGAUAUUGAGCUAUUAGAUCCAAUAAAUGAUGAUUUGAAUGAUUCAUAUGAAGAAAUAUUUAUCGAAAGUGAUAAUGAAGAAUUGCUUGAAUUAAAUAUUGAAAAAACUGAUAGUGAAACGGAUAGUGCAGAGA